Molecule: messenger RNA, 741 nt
Organism: Diversispora eburnea
Lineage: Eukaryota; Fungi; Glomeromycota; Glomeromycetes; Diversisporales; Diversisporaceae
Source: the annotation of a GenBank genome assembly
AUGUCUUCUGACUCUAAACCCUCUGAACGUUUGAACUUGGAUUCUUAUAACACCAUUCCAAUCGAAAACUGGACUUGUGAUAAACUAGUUGAACAUUACCGUGCAAAUUUAAAAAGAAAAGACUGGGCGCACGUGCUAGAUUGUAUCAAAAAAGAUCUUAAAAUUGUCGCGAAUUUGAAUUCUGUCUUUAGUGAGGAUCACAGGAAAAAGGCACAAUCAAUUAUUGAUCAUUGGAAGCUGGAAACUCAUUUCGAAGCUGUAACUGUUAGUUCCAGUCAUGAACUGCCAGUUCCAUUCAUAUUUCAAGCUGAAGAGCUGAUAGCUCAACGUUUGAACCAAGCUGUAACUCUCUGGAGAAUUAAACCGAAGAAGGACAACAUGAGUCUGAAACGUGACUGUUCACAUUUGAAAAUUGAUACAUUGCAGAAACAUAUUCGAGAUAAUAACGGCGAAGUCGUUAAAAUUUCCAACGAAAAGACUGUUGAAUGCGGUAAGAAGAGUAAUCAUUUUGGGCAGUAUGAAUUGUACUUAUCAUUAUCUCUUUAUCUUAAUUCAGAUAAUAAACUCCCGGAUGACGUUAAGAAAUGGACCCCGGAAGAUGUAAAAAAAUUUCUCAUUUCUAGAAUUAAAGACCUAGAUUAUAACGAAACCGAUAUAAGAAAAAUAAGGGACCAAGAUCUAACAGGUCGAGCGUUCCUCCGAUUAACAGAAGAAAAAUUAACCCGUAAGCCGGGUCUAUGA